AUGGGUUGUCGGCUGCCAAAGUUGAAGAAAGCAGAGGAGAGAACCAGCCCGGGCAACAUCUACUCCACUCUGCGGCGCCCCCAGGUGGAGACCAAAGUGGGUGUGGCCUACACCUACCACUUCCUGGACUUCCUUUUGGGCAAAGAAGAGGUGCCAGUGUCCUCCGUGCUGUGCCUGUCCUCCGUGCGGGAAUUGCCGGUUCAGGUCCGGGAGCUGUACUCGGAGGGCUUCGUGCUGGUGGCGGUUCAUCCGUUCGUCCAUGCGUGUGGGCCAGAUCACGCACACAUCCAGAGACAGCUGCACCGCGCUGUGCUCAUCAGGGAGACGCAGAGUUGGGAGCGCAGGGAGCUGCGGUGGUGCCGGCACAGGCUUGAGACAGAUGUGUGUGUGGGGGGCAACCAGGCUGCAGACCCUGAGCUCAUCCAGAGCUACGUCAAGAAGAUCCAGGACGUGGCGGAGCAGGGCGUCAUGUUCGUGGGCUUCCUCCAGCAGCCUGGGCCUGGUCUGAGCUUCACGGGGCAGUGGGACACAGACGAACUGUCCUCACUGCAUUCCAGCCCCUCUCCCAUUCAUCGAGGCUUCAGCUGCGGGGCUAGUCCCAUAGAGGCACCAGGAGAGCCUCAGCCAGAGCACACCACCACCACUGAGGCAUCUGGAGUACCUCAAACCAGGGCUGAGGGCGUAGAAGCACAGCACUGUGAGCCUGGACCAACAGAGGAGGACCAGACACUAACCCCAGAAGAUAAACUAAAGAGACCUGGAUCAGACACAGGACAGUGGAGUACAGGAGCAGAGAGCGGUGUGAGCUCCGCAGAUGCACAGACGUAUAGAGGAGCACUGGAGGGGGCUCAGACAGAGGGCAGCCUGUGUGGAGGAGCUGUGAGAGCAGAGUCAGCCUCACAGCAGAACCGCUCCUCCCACAACAACAACCACAUCCACCUGAUGAGCCAAGACAGGGAGAGGAGCAGCUCCUCUCCACGCCCCAACAGGUCUCAGCUGUUUGCCCUGUACAACCACACAGAGGACCAGGACUCCUCUCUGCGCUUCUACUCACUCAGGGUGCCCCUCAGGGUGCACAAGGAGGCGGGGCUGGUCACCGAGGUCGACGCCCACUGGCUGGAUCACAUGACCCAGCACUUUAGCAGCGGCGCUCAGCUUGUCGACGGCUUCUUCCAUGUCACAGAGGAGAACGACAGUGGAGUGGCCCUGGUGGACAGCGUCUUCAUUUUCCAGAGCUCCACCCAGUCCGUGAACGCCUCGUAUGAUGCCAUUGUGGUGGAGCAGUGGACCGUGGUGGACGGUGUGAUGGUGAAGGCAGACUAUAUCCCCCUGCUCCAGUCCUUGGCUCCGUUUGGCUGGAGACUCAUGUGUGUCCUGCCUACGCCCAUCGUCAAGACCAACAGUGAUGGGAGCCUGUCCACCAAGCAGAUCCUGUUCCUGCAGAGGCCCGUGCUGCAGAGGAAGGGGAGAGACUUCAAGAUGAACCUCAGAAGCCGGAGCAAGCCCAAGAAGAGUAGCAGAGUCCUCCCCCCCUCCCUUCACCUGGAGAUGGACAGCCUAAGGAGGGGCACGCCGGGCCCAGAGGAAGCCCCCACCGUCCUGUACCUGCCCGGAAACGGAGCGCCGCCGGAGGGCAUGGAGGACGAGACAGAAGUGGACAGCAUCCACAAGAGCGUUAGGUGGACAGACGUGUGCCGCAAGGAGUCCCAGGGCCCGGUGGAGGAGCCCGUCAAGAUCCAACUCUUCUCCGGGGUCUGCUGA
This is a messenger RNA of Periophthalmus magnuspinnatus, 1761 nucleotides long. RefSeq names its product raftlin-like. The transcript has 12 exons. Bases 1 to 1761 code for a protein of 586 amino acids. NCBI's taxonomy places the organism in Eukaryota, Metazoa, Chordata, Actinopteri, Gobiiformes, Gobiidae. The record is from RefSeq and is a predicted model, not a curated record.